This is a messenger RNA of Funneliformis mosseae, 222 nucleotides long. NCBI's taxonomy places the organism in Eukaryota, Fungi, Glomeromycota, Glomeromycetes, Glomerales, Glomeraceae. The record is from the annotation of a GenBank genome assembly.
AUGUCCCAGGAAUGCAUAUUGUCCUCUGUUCUUAUUCCAAUCUAUGACAAGGAUCGAAAUGGUUUGUGUUUGAUCCUUCUUAGAUCAGAACUUUAUUUUUGCGAAGCACUGAUCAUUCAGAUAGUACUUUCAUAUAAUGCUCAUGUUAGUAAUCUCAUUGUCUUGCAUUAUCUCAAGAACUUUAUUGUAUGUCCACCUCACAGUUUUCAUCUACUUUCUUAG